This is a messenger RNA of Helobdella robusta, 231 nucleotides long. RefSeq lists its product as hypothetical. Lineage: Eukaryota; Metazoa; Annelida; Clitellata; Rhynchobdellida; Glossiphoniidae. The transcript has 2 exons. The annotation marks the transcript as partial. The record is from RefSeq and is a predicted model, not a curated record.
GUUAUGCAUAACAAAACACCCAUGUGGAAUGACAACAGUCAAGUCUAUCAGUUGGAUUUUGGAGGACGAGUAACUCAAGAAUCUGCUAAAAACUUCCAGAUAGAGUUUGGAGGAAAACAGGUUAUGCAGUUUGGAAGGAUUGAUAAUAAUGCAUACACACUGGACUUCCAAUACCCUUACAGCGCUAUUCAAGCGUUUGCAGUGGCACUUGCUAACGUAACACAAAGAUUG